GGCUUUUAAAAAUACAUUCCUUUCUCUUUUUCUUUUCAUUUUUUUUUCUUUUGAUUAUUAUUAUUUAACAACAUGUCAGAUAGUGAAAAGGAUAUUCAAGUACAUCAACAAGAAAACAUGGAUAUUAGAGCUGAACAAGAAUUGGAACAGCAUAAUACCAAGAAGGAUGGUAUAAUCAAACGACAUUUAUUAGAUUGGAAACAUUCAAUUUAUAGAAAACCAGAUAAACCUGUGAACGCAUGGCAUCUUUUAACCAAUUUGAAUAAUAGACAAAGAAUCACCUUUGUAGCCGCCUUUCUUGGUUGGAUGCUUGAUGCCUUCGAUUUCUUCUCAGUGAGUCUUACAACAACUUAUAUAGCUCAAGAUUUUGGUGUGCAAGUUUCAGACGUGACUAGUGCUAUCACUACUACUUUGAUGUUACGACCUAUUGGUGCCCUUAUUUUUGGUGCACUUGCGGAUAGAUAUGGUAGACGAUGGCCAUUGAUGGUAGAUAUUAUUUUGUUUUCAUUGAUCAACAUGGCAAGUGGAUUUGCUCCUAAUCUACAGACUUUUAUUGGUUUACGUGCUGUUUUUGGUAUCUGUAUGGGAGGUGAAUGGGGUUUGGGUGCAAGUUUGGCUUUGGAAACAUUACCCAUUGAAGCAAGAGGUUUAUUCUCUGGUAUCUUUCAACAAGGUUAUGCAUGUGGAUAUCUACUUGCAACAUUAAUCAAUUAUGCCAUUCAAAGUCAAGGUGCGUCAUGGCGAAUUCUCUUUUGGGUGGGAGCUGCUUUUGCUUUACUAGCUGUCGUCAUUCGAUUCUGGGUACCUGAAUCCGAUACGUUUGAAGAAACUAAAAAAGCAAGAAAGAUGUUAAAUCGGUCUGUUUGGAAAGAAGGUUAUUUGGCAGUCAAACGACAUUGGCUACGACUUAUCUAUAUGGUCAUCUUUGCCGCAUUUUUCAAUUUCUUUUCUCAUGGUUCCCAAGAUCUAUACCCAACGUUUUUGACAACUCAACUCAACUACAGUGAAACACAAAAGACAGUGACUAGUGUGAUAUAUAAUAUUGGUGCCAUUGUUGGUGGGAUCUUGUUUGGUUAUCUAUCCAAUUAUUUGGGUCGUCGUUUUGUGGUGGUUAUUUGUGCUGUUGGCGCUGGCGCUUUCAUUGCUCUCUGGGCAUUUGGUCCUACCAUCUCUUCUCUUCAAUUUGGUUCUUUUAUGAUGCAAUUCUUUGUUCAAGGUGGUUGGGGUGUUGUACCUGCUUAUUUGAAUGAAAUUUCUCCUCCUGGUUUCCGUGGUUUGAUGCCUGGUUUGGCUUAUCAAUUAGGAAAUUUGAUUAGUGCUGCUAGUUCACAAAUUGAAGCUACAAUUGGUGAAAGAUAUCCACUUCACAAUCCUGAUGGUUCCAUCAAGUUGAAUCCCAAGACCGGAAAACCUAUUGCUAAUUAUGGAUUAACUCAAGCUAUUUUUAUGGGAUGUGUUUGUGCUGGGCUCUUGAUCACGGUUUUCUUUGGUAAAGAAGAAACAAACAAGGACUUUAUGCAACAUUUAGUGGAAGAUGAAGAAUCUCCCAAUACAGUUGGCGUUGCGGAUAUUGAAGCAAAUCAAAUGGAACAAGGUACUGGAUCUAGUACUAAUGCCAAUGAUGGUGAAGUAAAGGUGGAAAAGGAUGAAUCCAAAUAAUAGUCUAGUUUUUUUUAUUUUAGUUUAUAUUAUUAGUUAUUUUGUAUAGUUAUAUUUCUUCUUUUGUCUUAUUAUAUUUAUUCCAGAAAGUAAACAAUGUUAAUCACUCAGUAAAGGAACUUCUUGAUACUCUAUUGAAAUUUCUUAUUUCUAUAUACCAAAGAUAUAAGAGUUGGAAGAAAGUCAAGCUGUUUUGUGGACAAUAGGAUGAUAC
Messenger RNA from Halteromyces radiatus, 1873 nucleotides. RefSeq names its product major facilitator superfamily domain-containing protein. NCBI's taxonomy places the organism in Eukaryota, Fungi, Mucoromycota, Mucoromycetes, Mucorales, Cunninghamellaceae. The record is from RefSeq and is a predicted model, not a curated record. The transcript is spliced from 10 exons. Gene Ontology annotation, biological process: carboxylic acid transport; transmembrane transport. Gene Ontology annotation, molecular function: carboxylic acid transmembrane transporter activity. Bases 73 to 1659 code for a protein of 528 amino acids. Gene Ontology annotation, cellular component: plasma membrane.